UUGAAUAUGAGUGAUUAAGUUUUUAAGUAUAAUUUUCAAUUCUCUAGAACAAAAUUUAGUUGCAUAGAAACGUUUUGAUGAUUUUUAGGGGUAACUAAGAGAAGUAUUCCCCAAUAUAAUCAUGCCUAUGUUAUGUUACAUAUUUAAGUAUGUUAGAUUAAUAGAUCAGAACAUAAUUAUGCUUGGAGAUCACAAUCUUUGCAGUAUUGUUGUCUAGUGUCAACCAAUUGCAUUACUUUACAUUUCAUUUGUUGCUUUUUCUUUCCUUUAUUUUGAUUCGCAUGUACGGUGGGGGAUGGGGGUCUGCAUCAAAUAUCUGUGCAAAAAUUAAUGUUUUUUCGCAGAGAAGAUAACUUUUAUAGGGGUAACAAGAAUAAAAAGAGUAAAAGGAAAUUUAUAGGGGACAAAUGUGAUACUAAUACAGUUGAACUAUCUAAUAUAAAAAGUGGAUCAGUAUUUAUGGAUAUUUCAAUUUUCUUUACACUUCAUAUGCAUGUAUGUGAAAAUCAUUAUAUCUUCUAGCGGAUGAAUCAAAUGCUCCAUGCGUACGAAAGAAAAAAGGCAAAAAGUUGAGAUUUUAGAAAAAAUGAAUGGCAAGAUAGCUAGAGCAAAAGUCAAUGAAUGCACAACAUCUAAUAAUGAGGAUCAAAAUGAAUUUGCCGAUAAAAAAGAGAAGUGGGAGAACGUAAAAUGUAGAUUUCAAUGAAAAUGAAACGAAAGAACUUGACGCCACUUGAUGUUGAAGUUGAUAAGGUCAUGACAUAUUUUGCUGAUAAAAAAGACACCUCAAUUGAAAAAAAAAAUAAAAAAAAAUUGAAAAGGAACACAAAGAUAAUUGAAGUCGACAAACUCGACACCGAGGGUGAAGAUGCCGCUGAACUGAAAAAUGGUAAUUCAAAAAAGGCUCGUAAAAUAAAAAAGAAGGAUCAAUUAUUGAUAAACCAAUCAUCGCAGCGGAAUUCACUAGAAAAGAAAGGAGAAGCUGCAGAAGACGAAGUUUAUGAGAUGUCUUCAGGGGAUGAAGAUAGCUCUAAAGGAAUGAAAAAGUGGAUUAUGGAAUACCAUCAGAGUAGACCUGGACUCAGAGUGCUGCAAGAAAGGAUAGAUGACUUCAUAGCUGCUCAUGAGGCACAAGAGGAGCAGGUAGUUUUACUUCUGCUGUGAUAACCAAUGUUUCUUUUCAUCACAGUUAAAGUGGUUUUCUAUAGCUGAAUAAUAGGAGGGCAUAUUCAAUUUUAUAUUCAAGAUAGGCUAGCCAUUUUGUUAAAGAUGUGACAAAUCUGA
Molecule: messenger RNA, 1284 nt
Organism: Olea europaea var. sylvestris
Lineage: Eukaryota; Viridiplantae; Streptophyta; Magnoliopsida; Lamiales; Oleaceae
Exons: 3
Coding region: 703-1164 (153 amino acids)
Biological process (GO): rRNA processing; ribosomal small subunit assembly
Cellular component (GO): UTP-C complex; CURI complex
Source: RefSeq, a predicted model, not a curated record